This is a messenger RNA of Rhinolophus ferrumequinum (greater horseshoe bat), 1026 nucleotides long. RefSeq names its product chromosome 16 C10orf120 homolog (gene C16H10orf120). The record is from RefSeq and is a predicted model, not a curated record. The transcript has 3 exons. Bases 1 to 1026 code for a protein of 341 amino acids. NCBI's taxonomy places the organism in Eukaryota, Metazoa, Chordata, Mammalia, Chiroptera, Rhinolophidae.
AUGAUCAGAGAAUGGGAGAAUGGCUGCCAGAAGAUUGGAGAACAGAGGGCUAAAGAUCCAAGGGCCCAAGAAAAGAAGUCUGCAGAGUGGAAGUCAAAUAAGAAUGGAAUGCCAGUCAGAAUAUUCAACACAAGCAAUUCCUUUCAGGAUAAAGACUCCCAGUGCUGCCAAGGGGAUCGAUGUUCCACUUCACCUUUGGGGAUAUGGACCAAUGCCUACCGAUCAGACCCGCGCAUUGCCCUUGGGAAAUACUCGCCCUUGGAGAAAGAGAUCCUACGUCUAGGUGGCGUUCACACUGUAGCAUCAAGAAGGUUUCUGACUUAUAAGCAAGAAGAAGAACAGAAGAUGCUCAAGGAACUACAGUUUCUGUCUUCAGACUACAAACGGGCAAUGGAAUAUAAGAAACAACAUUCCCCAUCUUGUGCCAUCUGUGGGCCCCUAGAAAACACAUGGACGGCCAAGGUGAUAAUACCCCCAGAGGAGUUUAAAAUGCCACGUCGAGAGAGGCUCAACAUCAGUGAACACAUAGCACGAAUGCAGUUUGCUCGAGCCCUGAGAAAUAAUCAGUUUUUACCUUACACUGAAAGGUAUAGGAGCUCUUCAUCUCUGUCCGGCAGGGGCCUGGGCCCAAUGGCAGGACACAAAGCCGGGAAAAAGGAAGAUGACAACAAUUACUGUGAUGAUGCCACGCAAGACAAGAGAGAAAAGGCAGAGAACAAAACCACAAAAAGACAAGAAAUAAAAAUGAAUGUAAUUUUCAAGUCAGAAGAACCAAAAAAAUGUUUAACAUACCAUCCCAAUGAUCUGAAACCAUUCUUCCCCACAAAGAAAGUGGACCGGUCCAUCACUGGCUUAACCAACCGAAAUCUUUUCCAGUUAGCAGAAUUCCCUGAAGACCUAAUGCUAAUGAACCAGAAUUCUAUAUCACGAGGCAUCCACCCCAGUGAUCUGACGAAGGCCAGCUGUCUGGAAGAACAGAGUGUCUGGAAAGAGUACAUGGGAAAACCCCUUUCUCACCAUUAUUAA